Molecule: messenger RNA, 932 nt
Organism: Aplysia californica (California sea hare)
Lineage: Eukaryota; Metazoa; Mollusca; Gastropoda; Aplysiida; Aplysiidae
Product: anaphase-promoting complex subunit 15
Exons: 4
Coding region: 375-689 (104 amino acids)
Biological process (GO): regulation of mitotic cell cycle spindle assembly checkpoint
Cellular component (GO): anaphase-promoting complex
Source: RefSeq, a predicted model, not a curated record
CAGAGUUACAUCCCAUUAACCUCUAUUAUGAACUCGGAACAUCAAUCAAGGCUUUCUAUUGACUUUUAAAAAAAUAUUGUUUGAUUCACGAUAUUAUUGGUAAACUUAGACAGGACUGACCGCGUACAAGUGCUUUUUAGUGUAAUUUUACGAUUGUUCUGAUGGACACUAAGAUCGAAACAACCCAUGUUGAUUAGUUGAGCGAGAUCAAGUUUUGCAGUGUCCACAAACACUCAUCCGACUGUAACCAACAUUGUGACAAGCAUCUUCCGACGUCGUUGUCCUCCUUUUACCUUCAUUACCUUUUACUUUUAAAUUAGAUCUACUGUUUUGGAAAAAAAGGGAAAUCCAUCGCUGUUAACAGUUGACCCAAGAUGUCACAGCACUUUUUUCCUUCCUUGCUGCCUAGCGUGAAUGAUCCAUUAUGGUUUAAUGUUGAUAAACCAAAAGAUGACGAGUCCGAACUGGCAGCCCUGGAGGAGAAACACCAAGCUUGGAUGAAUGCUAUUGCAAUGAAAGACAACAACCUUGUCCCGAUUGGAAAGUCAUCAGAGCAUUUGGAAGAAGAAGAAGAGGAAGAAGAUGAAGAAGAAUGUGAAGAGGAGGAAGAAAGUGACACUAAUGAUGACCCAGACACAGAUAUGAUGGAUGAACGAGACUCUAACGAUGAAGCGAGUACUUAUGGAUAACUUACCGACAUAACGCAGCGAUAGAGCAACUGGGAAAUGUGCAAGAGAAUCUUCAUCGGAUUAUAAAUUAGCAAGAGUGAAUUCUUGGACUGCUUGCUGUAUGAGUAUGAGAAAAUGUUAUGAAGUUUUGAAAUUGUACGGUGUGAAGAAGUCCUUGAGUUGUAAAUAUAGUUUCAUAUAGAAUGACAAAAUAUUUUACCAUGUUCUUCGUCUCUUCAUUUGUAAUAAACACCAGAAAUGACA